Coregonus clupeaformis (lake whitefish) is the source of this 1742-nucleotide messenger RNA. RefSeq names its product putative oxidoreductase GLYR1. The record is from RefSeq and is a predicted model, not a curated record. Gene Ontology annotation, molecular function: NADP binding; oxidoreductase activity, acting on the CH-OH group of donors, NAD or NADP as acceptor. Lineage: Eukaryota; Metazoa; Chordata; Actinopteri; Salmoniformes; Salmonidae.
GUUCUUUCACGGUAUUCAGUGCGACGUUUCAGUAAAGUUCUAAGAUGGCGACGGUGCAUCUGAGAAUCGGGGACCUGGUUUGGGGAAAGCUCGGGCGCUAUCCUCCGUGGCCAGGCAAGGUCGUCAGUCCUCCAAAGGACCUGAAAAAGCCAAGGGGCAAAAAAUGCCAUUUUGUCAAAUUCUUUGGAACUGAAGACCAUGCCUGGAUAAAGGUGGAGCAGCUGAAGCCAUACCACCCCCACAAAGAGGAGAUGAUCAAGAUCAAUAAGGGCAAACGUUUCCAACAAGCUGUGGACGCGGUGGAAGACUUCCUGAAGAAGAAAGAGAAACAGGGGGGGAAAGAACAGAGCUCUGAGGGUAAAGGGGACUCUAAAGGAAAGAAGACUCCAACUAAACCCCUGAAGAUCCUAGAGGAGGAUGAUGAAGACCUCAGUGCCCUGAAAGACCCUUCUGAGAAGGACCUAACUGAAUCUGACCCAGAGCCGUCCAGUGUUGAGCGGCUAGGGGACCUGGGGACAACUGGACCUGUUUCAGGAUUCAAAUGGGAGAGCAGUCCAGUACAGGAUGAUCCCCAUUUCCACCACUUUCUGCUCAGCCAGACUGAGAAGCCUGCCUCGUCCAUGGAGCCUAUCAGUAAACGCCUGAAGAUCGUUGAGGAGGAUACGGGGUCAACGUCUAUACAAGCUGCUGACAGUACAGCUAUCAAUGGCAGUAUUAUACCCACAGACAAACGGAUAGGGUUCCUAGGGCUGGGGCUUAUGGGUAGUGGAAUAGUGUCCAACCUGUUAAAGAUGGGUCACGUCGUCACAGUGUGGAAUCGCACAGCAGAAAAGUGUGACCUGUUCAUCCAGGAGGGGGCCAGGUUAGGGCGGACCCCAGCAGAGGUGGUCUCCAUGUGUGACAUCACCUUCUCCUGCGUCUCAGACCCCAAGGCUGCCAGAGAUUUGGUGCUGGGUCCCAGUGGAGCUCAGGGCAUCAGGCCGGAAGUGUUAAUAGAGAUGUCUGCCGUUGACCCAGAGACCAUCCUACAGGCUCUCACAGUUGGCUCCUGUCCCAUUAGGUGAUAUCGUCGCGGGGGGGAUUCCUGGGAGGCUCCUGUGGCGGGGAGCCAGCAGGUGUCUAAGGGCAUGCUGGUCAUCCUGGCCGCCUGGAGACAGGACGGUCUCACGAGCUGCAGCUCCUGUUUCCAGGCCACAGGAAAAGCAUCCUUCUUCCUAGGUAGGUGAGGAUUAGCUGUAGCGAAGAUGAUGCUGAUCCUCAGCAUGGCAGGAAGCUUCGUGGCCACCAUCGCCAAGGGCUGACCCUAGGCCGAGGCCACGGGCCAGUCACAGCUUAUACCUUCCUGGACAUCCUGUCUCCAGGGUCAGAUAGCCAGCACCUUCAAUAUCCUACAGGGCAGCUUCAAACCAGACUACUAUUUGAAACACAUUCAGAAGGAUCUGGGGCUAGCCAUCUCCAUGGGUGCCACAGCCAAUCACCCAACCCCUAUAGCUGCAGCAGCCAUGAGUCCUCAGUGUGGGCUGUGGGAACACUGUUCCUAUCCCCAGCCAGUCCUGCGCUGUGGGAACACUGAUUUCCUAUCUGGCCCACUGGUGGACACUGUUUCUGAUCCUUCCAGUGUGGGCUGUGGGAACACUGUUCCUAACCUGGCCCAGUCCUCCGAGUCCCAGUCCUCGCCGUGGAGAAACACGGUUCUAAUCCUGGCCCAGUCCUCGCUGUGGAACACGCGGUUCCUAACCUAG